CUCACCUUCUCUGUCGCCAACGACGUCUCCGGCGCCAACGCCGCCAGCGACAUCCUCCUCGACGGCACGCCCCUCCUCUACGGCGACGCCUUCGCGAACACGGCUCUCGACCGCAACGGCGCCAUUAUCGCGACCAGCGCGCAGCUGACGACGAUCGUGCCCGGUGUGCUGUGCGUUGUGCUUGAUGCGGCGGGUGGGCAGGUCGGGCUUUUGAAUGAGCAGAGGACGUUUUUGGAGCUGGAUAGAGUGGCGGGACAGGCGGUGGAGACGGAUGUUGGGGGGUUUGUUAUGAGCUGU
Molecule: messenger RNA, 297 nt
Organism: Trematosphaeria pertusa
Lineage: Eukaryota; Fungi; Ascomycota; Dothideomycetes; Pleosporales; Trematosphaeriaceae
Exons: 1
Source: RefSeq, a predicted model, not a curated record